UCCACGGCACCCACACGCCAUUCCCCCAUUCGUUCACUUCAGUCUUCAGCCUGCUCGCCUCGUGGCCGCCGAGGAAACCCUAAGCCGGCCUCCGCCGCCAUGGACGCCGCCGCAGCGGGACGAGAAGAAGAAUUCGUCACCUACGCCGAAAUCGAGGCGUACUUCAACAAUCUGGCGCUGGAGGGGCCGUCCGCGCAGGACCGGAUGGAUCGCAUCGUCCCCCACCUCAUCUCCCUCCUGCCCCCGCCCUUCGUCCCCGCGCCCGCGCCCGACGCCGACGACUCCGACUCCGACGACGACCACUUCUCCCUCACCUCCUCCGAGGACGAGGCGGCCGCCCCCGCCGUUCCGGCGGCACAGGACGGUGACGGCCAGGACCACAUCAGCCGUCUCCCGGACGACCUGCUCUCCAACAUCGUCUCCUGCCUCCCCACCAACGAAGCCGCGCGCACCAUGGUCCUCUCCACCCGCUGGCGCGGCGUCUGGGCGGCGACCCCGCUCCUCGUCGACGACGCCCACCUCAGGGCCCGCAAUUUCGACGCCGUGCGCGCCCUCUCGCGCUGCGUGGCCGCUCACCCCGGCCCCGUUCGUGCCGUGCGCGUCACCCGCACCUCCUUCAACCGGCAGGAGUACGCGCUCGAGCGCCUGCUCGCCAGCCUCGCCGCCAAGAAGAUCCAGGACCUCAUCCUCUUUAACCGCCCCUGGCCGCUCAACCUGCCGCUCCCCAAAGACAUCCUCAGCUGUGCCUCCCUCACCCGCCUCUACAUCGGCGUCUGGCGCUUCCCAGACACUACCGUCCACCAGCCCGCAUUUCCCAACCUCCACGAGCUCGGCCUUUUCCACUCCAUCAUCGAGGACAGGGAAGUCGGUGCCUUGCUCGCGCACUGCCCCAAGCUGAAAAUCCUCUCCUUUGCCUUCACGUACAGAUGCCGUUCACGCCUCCGCAUCAAGUCCAGCAGCCUCCGUGUAAUGAUGGAAUGGAGAUGCGGUUUCGAUGAAAUCAUCGUCGAGGAUGCACCCUACCUGGAGCGCCUGCUCUUUGAAAGCUUUUCUGAUCGGAGGCCCGUUAGAAUUGUCCAUGCGCCCAGGCUGGAGGUGCUCGGCUUCUUAGACCUCCGGGUUCACGCCCUUGAGAUAGGUGGCAUUGUCAUCAGGGCUGGGAUGAAUGUGAGAGCUAGGGCCAUGCUGCCAAGUUUGAAGAUGCUGGCUGUCAAGGUGUGGUUUCCGCACGACAUGGAGGUCAAGAUGCUGUACACUCUGCUCAGAUGCUUUCCUCGCCUCGAGACGCUUCACGUCAUGUCCAUUCGAUCCAGUUCAACUGAUAGUGUCGGUUGUGCUGAGUUCUGGAAGUCCCUGGGCUCUUGCGAUUGCCUUGAAUCGCAUCUGAAGACAUUCGUCUUUCAUAGAUUCCACGGUCUGGUCUGUGAGUACUUGUUUCUUGGUUACAUCUUGAAGAGGGGGAAGGUGCUUAAGACGCUGGGCAUCGAUUGUGCUGACAGUGAUGAUGUGGUAAUGGAGGGAGGUCCGGUGUCAGGAUCCGUUGGUGAGGGCAAUGCGCCAACAGGUGGAAGCAGUGUCAGUGAUGAUGUGGUUGUGGAGGGAGGCUCUAUGUCAGGUUCUUCUGUUGAGGGCAAUGUAUCAUCAGGUGGAAGUGGUGGCAGUGAUGAUGUGGUAAUGGAGGGAGGUCCGGUGUCAGGAUCCGUUGGUGACGGCAAUGCGCCAUCAGGUGGAAGCACUGGCAGUAAUAUUAUUCAUGUUUGCCCCACCUCCCCUAGCUGGAGCUUUCAGAACGCCAUUGACUUGUCAGUGGAAGAUCCCUUCUGUGUGUUGAGGCAUGACAUGGCUUUGAUCGCAUCUCAAGUUGAAGCAUGAGUAGCUAUUGUGUUUGAUGAUGGUAGGAAUGCUGGUGGUAUUUCACAUCGAUAUGUUUACUUUGAGCUGCUAAGGGUGUGAUAGUUUACUUAUUAGUUCUGCAUAAUUUUGCGCUGAAUUGAGAAGGUAGAAUGAGCCCAUUAAGGUCUGGAAGGUGGAAGCUAGUUUUACAUUUACUAGUAUGUUGCACUCUUUCUUGAGUUCUCUACUGGGGAGACUGAGAUGUGGAAGUAACCUGGCUGAGUAUGGCCUUUUUGGCUUGUAAAAGCACCUAUCAGAUGGAUAAUCAGACUAAUAUGAUUCUGAGAUGUGGAUUGCAAUGUA
Molecule: messenger RNA, 2196 nt
Organism: Hordeum vulgare subsp. vulgare (domesticated barley)
Lineage: Eukaryota; Viridiplantae; Streptophyta; Magnoliopsida; Poales; Poaceae
Product: putative FBD-associated F-box protein At5g56440
Exons: 3
Coding region: 100-1872 (590 amino acids)
Molecular function (GO): protein binding
Source: RefSeq, a predicted model, not a curated record